Molecule: messenger RNA, 754 nt
Organism: Trametes versicolor FP-101664 SS1
Lineage: Eukaryota; Fungi; Basidiomycota; Agaricomycetes; Polyporales; Polyporaceae
Exons: 3
Coding region: 5-718 (237 amino acids)
Source: RefSeq, a predicted model, not a curated record
CGGCAUGCCGCCCAAGCACUACCUCACCAGCAACUUCCGCGUCGCAUUCGAAGAAUACUUUAAGCCCGAUCAGCAGCGAAAUGCCGUAGACGUGCUCACAGACCACAUCGCGGAGGUCCGCGACGGCUCCGAGGCGCAGCGCCGCGAGCUCGGGGUGCUGCGGCCACAGGACACGUCCCCCGAGCAGAUCGAGCAGCGCAUCGCCGCCUACCUCGACAAGUGCUACUGGCAGCUCUCCCAGUUCUAUCGGUACUCCGUCCCGUGCCGCAUCGCCGAAGCAGAACCGUACCUCCGCGAGGUUAUUGGCUACGCGAAGACGAAGGGCGGGAAGAUGGACGUAACGCCAGUGCUCUACCUCUCGGUCGCGAUCCACGGGACGCCGGAGAAGGAGCAGGAGGCUCUGUCCCUCUUCGCCGACGCGUUCGCCGACUUCGACGCCAACGGCGCGCCCGCGCUCGGUCCGCGCUCAGAGCUGUGGGCUCGCGCGCACUGGGCGCGACUACUACGCCGCCUUGCGCGUGUUCCGGAGGCGGAAGCGCAGGAGCAGUUCAUAGUUGACUGGAUCGUGGGCCACCCUUUAGUGCUUCCGCCUGCCAAGCUACAGGCUCUCGUAACCGACCAAAACGACGACGGGCCCCUCAAGGAAAUCCUCACGCACCCAGAAGUAGUCGCUGCGUUUGAGCAGGCGCGAGAAAGAAAAGAGGGAGGACGGGCCUAAGUUGCCGGUCUCCUGCCAUCUGCUGUGGUCCACCAA